AUGGAUCGUAUAGGAUCACAAAUUAGGAACGGAAGUGAAGACGCCCUAGAUAUAUUGAAGAAAAGUCCGAUUUUCGAGUUUCUGGACAAACAGAAUCAAACAUCAAUUUCAGUGGAGCUCACAUUUCACCAGCCAGGUACACUUAAAAGAUGGAGUUGUCCAUCAGUAUGCAGAGAAAUGAUUAACGUUGGUAAUUCCAAUAUUGAGUAG
Molecule: messenger RNA, 210 nt
Organism: Sphenostylis stenocarpa
Lineage: Eukaryota; Viridiplantae; Streptophyta; Magnoliopsida; Fabales; Fabaceae
Source: the annotation of a GenBank genome assembly